This is a messenger RNA of Daldinia decipiens, 675 nucleotides long. RefSeq lists its product as uncharacterized. The record is from RefSeq and is a predicted model, not a curated record. Bases 1 to 675 code for a protein of 224 amino acids. The transcript has a single exon. NCBI's taxonomy places the organism in Eukaryota, Fungi, Ascomycota, Sordariomycetes, Xylariales, Hypoxylaceae.
AUGAGGUUGUGCGUAGGGUCUCUGCUUACGGUAGCCGGUGCCGUGUGCGCCAGCGUGCCAUCUCUAAAGGCGCCGGCAUGUUCCGCUGGGAAGGGCACUGUUCAAUAUAACAAAUCCGUACCUGAUGAGGCCAGCUUCCCGAAGACUCAGGUCGAUAUCUGCUACGAUGAUACUUCAAUCCAUGCAACUUUCACCGCAUUUGAGGAGGUGAACUAUUAUUUCAACGAAAGCCAGACAACUAACGACGCUAUCUGGGCGUACGAAGUAAUGGAGGGUUUCAUCUAUCGCGGGACCAACGACCCGCAGACUUACCUAGAGUUCGAAGUCAGCCCGAACAACGUCACUUUCCAGGCCUGGAUCUACAACAGGUCUAAGGUGCGCGCGGCCGGCGCCCCGAUGGACACUUCUUUCUUGACCCAGCCGGUGGUCGACGGCCUGACAGCCGAGACGACGCUGGACAAGGAGGCGCAAACCUGGGUUUCGACGGCCAAGAUCCCGCUCGGACUCUUCAACGUUGACGACGGACAGGCGAAGGGGACGUCGUGGAGGAUGAACUUCUUCCGCACCGUCGUAGCGCCGGACACGUUCCCGGACCAGUUACUUGGUGCGUGGAGUCCGACUAACGAGUCGAAUUUUCACAUGACGCCUUUCUUCGGGCAUGUCGAUUUCAUUUAA